UUUUCUAUUGGCGGCAUUGGGUGACGUGUGGCUGUGUUGUAAACAUGGGGAACCGAAGGCAAUUGUCGCUUCCGUUUUUUUUUAUUUUAGCCAUAAGUUAUGUUAGUGCGAAUUUAGUUCAUAAAAGAUUUGAGUACAAAUAUUCUUUUAAACCACCUUAUUUAGCUCAAAAAGAUGGUUCAGUGCCGUUUUGGGAAUACGGUGGAAAUGCAAUUGCAAGUUCAGAUAAUGUCAGAAUAGCACCUUCCUUAAAGAGUCAAAAAGGUGCCAUAUGGACCAAAACCCCUACAAGUUUUGAAUGGUGGGAUGUAGAUAUUGCUUUUAGAGUAACAGGAAGAGGCAGAAUUGGUGCUGAUGGAUUGGCUUUUUGGUUCACCCAAAGUAAAGGAGCUUACGAUGGUGAAGUGUUUGGAUCUUCAGACAGAUGGGUGGGCUUGGGUUUAUUUUUUGAUUCAUUUGACAAUGACAAUAAACAUAAUAAUCCCUACAUUAUGGCGGUCGUCAAUGAUGGUACAAAAAAUUUCGAUCAUCAAAAUGAUGGAACUACUCAGGCAAUAGCUGGAUGUCUGAGGGACUUUAGAAAUAAACCUUUCCCCACUAGAGCAAGAAUUGAAUACUAUCAAAAUAUUCUUACUGUUUUAUUCAAUAAUGGAAUGACCAAUAAUGAACAGGAUUAUGAAAUGUGUUUCCGUGCUGAAAAUGUUUAUUUACCAAAGAAUGGGUACUUUGGUGUUUCAGCAGCUACAGGUGGAUUAGCUGAUGAUCAUGAUGUCAUCCAUUUCUUGACGAACAGUUUACAUCAGCCUGGACAAUUCCAACAGACACAGCAAGUUGCUGGGGAUGAACAACAGAAGUUGAACAAAGAGUAUCAGGAUUACCAGAGAAAGUUGGAACAACAAAAAGCAGACUACAGGAAAGAACAUCCAGAGGCCAAACCUGAAGAAUCUGAUGAUUGGUUCGAAUCAGAUAAUCAAAGAGAAUUGAGACAAAUUUUCCAAGGCCAAAGCCAAAUUUAUGAAAUCAUAAAGGAAUUAGGCAGAAAACUCGAUGAAGUAGUGGGUCGUCAAGAAAGAACGAUGAGUCUUAUCUCCCAACAAUCAAGUGGAUUAGCUAGUCAGGCUGUUCCAUCAGCUGCUCCAGGACAAGCUCCGCCUCCUCAAGGUGGUUAUGGAGGUGAUACCAUAAGGAGACACGAAGUUGAUGCAAUGUUCAACAGUCAAAACCAAAUAAUGGGAGUUUUGAAUGAAUUGAAACAAGCCAUUGUGGAGGUGAAAGGCAAAGGUGAUGCUAUACUGAUGAAUCAAGUCAAAGCUCCCACAGCGCAGGUACAGGCUGUAGGCUACGACACACAAUCUUUGAUAUCAGAACUACGGGAUGGCCUUAAUCAAGUCAAAACAAGUGUUCAUCAAGUGCAUCAAAAACUUGGCACUGAAGGCAACUGUCCAAAAGUCAGUUGCGUAUCUAUGACAUCGAUAUUGGUGAUAGUAGCAGUUCAAUUAGCAAUUAUUCUAGGAUAUAAUAUUUACAGAGACGCCAAGGAGAGUCAAUCUAAAAAAUUCUACUAAUUGGUUGUGUGAGCAAUUUUAAAUUUAGUCCAGAAAUGAAAUUAUCAAGAGAGAAAACUCAACAAGAACAAUAAUUUAUAAAUGUAUUUGGUACAGAAAAUUUAAAAAAAUUUAUCAAUACAAACAGUGCAAUGAAGACUGUAAUAUUGUUAUGUAUCUAAGGUUCAACAUAGAGAUUUAUUUAUAAACUUUUUUUGUAAAAAUGUACAUGUUAUAUGAUAGUGGAAAAAAUUUUUAAACAAUCAUUCAAUACAUUUUUCUCAUUUCAUGAUGUCUUCAACCUGAUAUUUUAUACCUUUGUAGUUUGCAUAUUUGUGUAUAAAUUAAAAAUUUUCUCCAUGAA
This is a messenger RNA of Harmonia axyridis, 1908 nucleotides long. RefSeq names its product protein ERGIC-53. Gene Ontology annotation, molecular function: D-mannose binding. Lineage: Eukaryota; Metazoa; Arthropoda; Insecta; Coleoptera; Coccinellidae. Gene Ontology annotation, biological process: Golgi organization; endoplasmic reticulum organization; endoplasmic reticulum to Golgi vesicle-mediated transport. Gene Ontology annotation, cellular component: COPII-coated ER to Golgi transport vesicle; endoplasmic reticulum membrane; Golgi membrane. The record is from RefSeq and is a predicted model, not a curated record. The coding region runs from base 45 to 1565 and encodes 506 amino acids. The transcript is spliced from 9 exons.